UCAGGAAAUGAGCCGACCCUCUUUUCAUCAGUCGCACAGCACUGAAGUAAUCAAUAUCAAUCACUAUUCCGAGGUUGAAUGGUCAUCUGACCAUCCUUAUCUGAUUCACCCCAAGGCCAUCCCGGUCCUCUCAAUUUGCCUGGCUCCAAAGCCCAUCUUUAUCUCCCACCAAGCCCCUCCCAGGGUCCCUCUACGGAGUGCACCGGAACGUGGUAACCACUUACACAGAGCUUCCCUUACCCAAAUCACUGCAGAUACCCAGGUCGUGUGCUCAGGACAGGCUUGUGUAAAACCAAUAUACCACAGUCCGUUUCCACCUCUUAUCUAUCUGGCUCUCUGUAGCCUGCUAUUGCUGCUAAUGGUGCCCCUAUACCGCCUGGGCCCCAGCUCGUUCGCCGGGGCCUCUCAUCGAGGCUCACGUAAUGCCAUCUGGCCUCCGCCAGGCUGAAACGCCCCAUCCCAGUGUUGCCUUCCCAACUGCCUGGCACGGACACGUAUUAUCCCGGAGGUGUUGGCAACAUCCAGGCUCCCAUAUAUAUUUCAUGUAGCGGCUUCUCUCUGAAAUGACACCAAAGAAAAUAUCCACUGAACACACAUUGAUUGUCAGUCACUAUAAUUAGAGUAUAACAUAAGAUAGUAAUUUCGUUCCACUGAUCAUCGCCAUAAUGUCUGCACUUUCCAAACAAGAUCAGGACUUCAUAUGUCAAAGAGUUAUACUUAGUAUAUAUGCUCCUGCCUGCCACCUAUAUCAUUUCUUCGAUAACCAG
This is a messenger RNA of Aspergillus piperis CBS 112811, 767 nucleotides long. RefSeq lists its product as uncharacterized. Bases 8 to 448 code for a protein of 146 amino acids. The transcript has a single exon. The record is from RefSeq and is a predicted model, not a curated record. Lineage: Eukaryota; Fungi; Ascomycota; Eurotiomycetes; Eurotiales; Aspergillaceae.